AUGGGGGACAGCUCCUCUUUAAGGGGAGCGGAGUUGAAGGGCAGAGAUCUGCGACUCGCAGCUGCAUGGUCAGGACAAAGAAUCUUUGUUUCUGUAACAUGGACACCAUUAGAAGAAGGAAAAGUCCGAGAACUGGUAACUUUUGUUAUUAAUGACAUUGUAAAGCAUCAAGCUGUGCUCCUGGGUGUGGCUGAGCAGCCUCCAAGGAAAAAGAAGAGUCUUUGGGAUACUAUAAAAAAGAAAAACUCGUCAGAACCAUCUGUUUCAAUAAAAGUUAAAAAAACUAAUUUGACAGUUAAAAAUGUUAAUAAAACCUUUCAAGUUUCCCAGAAGGUGGAUAGAAUUAGAAGCCCACUUCAGCCAUGUGAAAAUCAGAACACAGUGCAAAAUAGUAUGUCCCCAGGAAAUGACUCUCUUCUUGGAUCAGAAAAUAAAUUGCUUUUAUCUCCUAUUGCACCAGUGCUAGAGGAACAUUGCAAUACUGUUUGCACACCACUUGCAAUGAGAAGAUCUACAACGUUCUCAGAUAUUGCUGCCACUGUAAAUCAGGAGUUACUGCUUGAAAUAGACAGCUGUAAUGUCAAGAAAUUUGUUGAUGAGCACAAUGAAUUAAAAUCUGAAACUGCAUGCAGUUCUACUGGAGUAGCACAACUGCCAAUUUCACACAAUGAAGUAAUUCUUAAUUGUACACUCUCACCAGUUUGCACUCCAGAACACUCAGCGUCUGUGCCUGUUUUAAGUACGAGGAGGAUUUUAAGUCCAGAUUCUUUUGUAAAUGACAGUUAUCAAGUGGAAAUAGAUACUAUAGAGCAGCCUGUUCCAAUUCUGUCACCUGAUCAAUUUGUGAAAGACAGCUUGUCAGAUAGGCAAAGGACUCCCAAACUUGAGGCAGCUUUAAUAUCAUCUGCUACAGAGACUUACGUUGUGAAGAAAUUGCUACCCUCAAAAUGGAAAAGAAAUGGAGACAUAGAGACAAAACCACAUGUUCAUAUGGAACGUAAGUUAAAUGAAGUCUUAGAGGUGCAUAAUGUAGACUCACAGGUACUUCAUUAUGACAAACCCAAAGAAAAUCACUUCAGUUUUCCUUCUACAGAGGAACUUCAGACUUGCAAUUCUUCUCGGAGAGAUCAACCAAAAAAGGGUCCAGUUCGUCCAGUUUGUUCUGCCACUGUCAUCAAAAAUAAGCCUGAAGCUGCUGAAGAAAAAAGAAUGGAAAUCCUCCAGCCAAAAUCUAAAAAAUGCCUUAAUAAAGCAAUAAUGGAUUGUGCUAAUGUGGUGCCUGUAUGUGCAAAAGCAGAAAUAUCUAAGUACCUUCCAGUUAUAGGUCCCAUUUCAGCCGAAAAUAAGUGUCACAAUGACAAAGUAAAUUCAUCUCCUACUGGAUCAACUUGUUUGGGUCGUAAGAGGAAAAGUGAAAUAUAUGUAGAAAAUAGUAGAGUUAUAGCUCCAGCGUAUGUGGAGGAAGUGGAAAGAAAAAGAACUCUUACGUCUAGUGUGGAUGAUAAAACGUGUACUACUAUGAGACCAUCAGCCUUCAAACCUGCAAACCGACAAAGAGUAGGGCAGAGAAAGAAAGCUG
Egretta garzetta (little egret) is the source of this 1579-nucleotide messenger RNA. RefSeq names its product assembly factor for spindle microtubules (gene ASPM). The record is from RefSeq and is a predicted model, not a curated record. The transcript is spliced from 3 exons. NCBI's taxonomy places the organism in Eukaryota, Metazoa, Chordata, Aves, Pelecaniformes, Ardeidae. The annotation marks the transcript as partial.